AUGUCAGCGAAACGCCCCAGACUCGUGUCUCCGUUACGGUACAAUCGCCUACCCAUCCCAGAAACCGACAUGGAUACCUCCUUUCCCCAUCAUCAGACAUUAUCUCCCAGGCUUAUACCUGGAACAGAUUCGCAAGUGUGGGGACCCCCGAGUCAGCAGAAAUACGCUCCCACUGUGUCAGGAUGGGCGUCAUACUCCACCGCGCUCGCUGGGUCCGAUGUCUACGUAACCAGGAUGGACAGGGUCGUUGGGAAAUGGCCUCUACUCGAAGGAACCGUUGACCCUAUGCAAUUAGAAACGCAACGGACCGUACUGCUCCAGCAGAUGGGUGGUCAGGAUCCGUCAUGUGCCUUGGACGGCCGACAGAUGAGUCGAGCCGGGCGGUUGUAUUCCAAAAUUUUCAAGCGCCCUGCACCACGCUCGUCAACCCUAAAUCCGGUACAUAUCGUCAAUCAAUUGUCAAAGGGGGCUUUUUGCUCCCUGAAUCUAUACGAUCUUCCAGAAUUGUCGCAAGCAAUGGCCAUCAUCGGGGGAGAGAUUCCGACACAUAUCUGCGCCGCAACAGAGAACCCGCAGGUUCAGACCGUCGGAAAGUUUUGGCCUUUAGAAAAGCGUCAAUUUGCUCUGGCUUACGCCAUUAACCAGGAAGACCGACAGAACCGGCGUUCUACCCUGCAAUCAUGGCCAAACUUUUAUUUCACGAUUGAGUUUGGCGAUGCACGACCAAAAUUUACAAGCCCCGAUAAGAUAUAA
Penicillium soppii is the source of this 753-nucleotide messenger RNA. RefSeq lists its product as uncharacterized. Bases 1 to 753 code for a protein of 250 amino acids. The record is from RefSeq and is a predicted model, not a curated record. The transcript has 3 exons. Lineage: Eukaryota; Fungi; Ascomycota; Eurotiomycetes; Eurotiales; Aspergillaceae.